Messenger RNA from Cynoglossus semilaevis (tongue sole), 620 nucleotides. It is a transcript of the gene rps18, whose product is annotated as ribosomal protein S18. The record is from RefSeq and is a predicted model, not a curated record. Bases 112 to 570 code for a protein of 152 amino acids. Gene Ontology annotation, molecular function: structural constituent of ribosome; RNA binding. Lineage: Eukaryota; Metazoa; Chordata; Actinopteri; Pleuronectiformes; Cynoglossidae. The transcript has 6 exons. Gene Ontology annotation, biological process: translation. Gene Ontology annotation, cellular component: small ribosomal subunit; cytosol; ribosome.
CUACAAGUUAGUCGGACAGUUCUUCAGUGACGGACCAAGUUCCUUCUCAACUGUGAUUAAACUCUCGCGAGAUCGCGGCAGCUUCCUUUUCGCACGGAACCCCCUUCCAAGAUGUCUCUGGUCAUCCCUGAGAAGUUCCAGCACAUUCUUCGUGUUCUCAACACGAACAUCGAUGGCCGAAGGAAAAUCGCCUUCGCCAUCACGGCCAUCAAGGGUGUCGGCAGACGUUACGCUCAUGUGGUCCUGAGAAAAGCCGACAUCGACCUGAACAAAAGAGCGGGAGAACUGACGGAGGAGGAGGUGGAGCGGGUGGUGACCAUCAUGCAGAAUCCUCGCCAGUACAAAAUCCCAGACUGGUUUCUGAACAGGCAGAAAGACGUGAAGGAUGGAAAGUACAGUCAGGUCCUGGCCAACGGUCUGGACAACAAGCUGAGAGAAGAUCUGGAGAGGCUGAAGAAGAUCAGGGCUCACCGUGGACUCAGGCACUUCUGGGGUCUGCGUGUGCGCGGUCAGCACACCAAGACCACCGGCCGUCGUGGGCGCACUGUGGGCGUGUCCAAGAAGAAGUAACCUGCUGCUCCCCGCUGCUCUUUGGAUAAUAAAACACAUCAGUUCACACA